GCCCCGCCCGCUCCCGCCCACUACCCCCGGAACCGGUGGCCGAGCUCCGGCCGCGGGCAGUGGAGCAGCGACGGCGCCGCGGAGCCGCGGGGAUGAGCGCCUCCCGCCGCCCCGCGUCCUGGGCCCGGCCCUUCUGACAGAGACUCCGGGCUCCUGGCGGAUAGUCCACGUCUACCCUUGAGGAUCCUCUCCCCGCACUCGGCGCACAGCAACGCCCUUCAUGAUCGUCCUCUGCAGGGCAGGUGUGAGAAGAUUGCAGGUCCAUUACAAUCAUGGUGCAGAAAUACCAGUCCCCCGUGAGGGUGUACAAACACCCCUUCGAGCUGAUUAUGGCUGCCUACGAAAGGAGGUUCCCCACGUGCCCGCUGAUCCCGAUGUUUGUGGACAGUGACACUGUGAAUGAAUUCCGGAGUGAGGACGGGGCCAUUCACAUCAUAGAAAGACGCUGCAAACUGGACAUAGACGCACCCCGGCUGCUGAAAAAGAUUGCGGGAGUUGACUAUGUUUAUUUCGUCCAGAAAAACUCACUGAAUUCCCGGGAGCGCACUUUGCACAUUGAGGCCCAUAAUGAGACGUUUGCCAACCGGGUCAUCAUUAAGGAGCACUGCUGCUACACUGUUCACCCUGAAAAUGAAGAUUGGACCUGUUUCGAACAGUCUGCAAGCUUAGAUAUUAAAUCUUUCUUUGGUUUUGAAAGUACAGUGGAGAAAAUUGCAAUGAAACAAUAUACCAGCAACAUUAAAAAAGGGAAGGAAAUCAUUGAGUACUACCUUCACCAGUUGGAGGAGGAGGGCAUCACCUUCGUGCCCCGCUGGACUCCGCCGCCCCUGGCGCCCUCUGCGGAGACGGCCGCGUCGUGCAGGAAGCGAGCCGCGUCGCUGGCCUCCGUGGCCCCAGAGGCUGCGCAGAAGGAAGGGCUGAGCAGCGAGGCCCUCAGCAGCCCCAGCGGGGCCUCUGAGCCCGCCGCGGGGACCCCCGACGACAAGCUGGACGCAGACUACAUUAAGAGGUACCUGGGCGACCUGACCCCGCUGCAGGAGAGCUGCCUGAUCCGGCUGCGCCAGUGGCUCCAGGAGACCCACAAGGGCAAAAUCCCCAAAGAUGAGCACAUUCUCCGGUUCUUACGCGCCCGGGACUUCAACAUCGACAAAGCCAGAGAGAUCAUGUGCCAGUCGCUGACCUGGCGCAAGCAGCACCAGGUGGACUACAUCCUCGACACCUGGAACCCGCCCCAGGUCCUGCAGGACUACUACGCGGGAGGCUGGCACCACCACGACAAAGACGGGCGGCCCCUCUACGUGCUCAGGCUGGGACAGAUGGACACCAAAGGCCUGGUGAGGGCCCUCGGGGAGGAGGCCCUGCUCAGAUACGUCCUCUCCAUCAACGAGGAAGGGCUGAGACGCUGUGAAGAAAACACCAAAGUCUUCGGCCGGCCCAUCAGCUCGUGGACCUGCCUGGUGGACCUGGAGGGGCUGAACAUGCGCCACCUGUGGAGGCCCGGCGUCAAGGCCCUGCUGCGCAUCAUCGAGGUGGUGGAGGCCAACUACCCCGAGACGCUGGGCCGCCUGCUGAUCCUGCGGGCCCCCCGCGUGUUUCCUGUGCUCUGGACGCUGGUCAGCCCGUUCAUCGACGACAACACCAGGAGGAAGUUCCUCAUCUACGCCGGGAACGACUACCAGGGCCCCGGGGGCCUGCUGGACUACAUCGACAAGGAGGUCAUCCCCGACUUCCUGGGCGGGGAGUGCAUGUGUGAAGUGCCGGAGGGCGGGCUGGUCCCCAAGUCCCUGUACCGGACCGCGGAGGAGCUGGAGAACGAAGACCUCAAGCUCUGGACCGAGACCAUCUACCAAUCCGCCAGCGUCUUCAAAGGAGCCCCGCACGAGAUCCUCGUUCAGAUCGUGGAUGCCUCUUCGGUGAUCACGUGGGAUUUUGACGUGUGCAAAGGGGACAUUGUGUUCAACAUCUACCACUCCAAGCGGUCACCACAGCCACCCAAGAAGGACUCCCUGGGGGCGCACAGCAUCACGUCUCCCGGGGGGAACAACGUGCAGCUGAUUGACAGGGCCUGGCAGCUGGGCCGGGACUACAGCAUGGUGGAGUCGCCGCUGAUCUGCAGAGAAGGGGAGAGUGUGCAGGGCUCCCACGUGACCCGGUGGCCGGGCUUCUACAUCCUGCAGUGGAAGUUCCACAGCAUGCCCGCGUGCGCCGCCACCAACCUGCCCCGCGUGGACGACGUGCUGGCCUCCCUGCAGGUCUCCUCCCACAAGUGUAAAGUGAUGUACUACACCGAGGUGAUCGGCUCCGAGGACUUCAGAGGCUCCAUGACCAGCCUGGAGUCCAGCCACAGUGGGUUCUCCCAGCUGAGCGCCGCCACCACCUCCUCCAGCCAGUCCCACUCCAGCUCCAUGGCUUCCAGGUAGUGCCGCGCCGCCUCUGCUCGGACAGCCCAGCGCUCCACCAGCGGCCAGUGCUGAGCCUCUCGCCCCACCCUAGGUAGCAGGUAGCUCUCGAGAUGGUAAACGUAGUCACUGAUCCCGACUCUGGACAGGUAGCUUCACUCUAACUCACCAAUAGCCAUAGGUUUGUAUGCAGCGCGCACAGGAUCACCCGGGCACAAGGGCUAUCGCGCAGGAGCGCAGUUUAUAUGCCAGGCAAGAGGUAGACUUUGCCUCCAGUGUCGAUGCAAAAAGUGUCUGGACCACCUCCACACUGUCCACACUCCCUCCCACCCUCCUGCGCGGAGCGGCUGCGACUCGCCCCCCCACCGCAGCCCUCACCUCCCUGUUGUCACCGGCCUGUCACGGACUGAGCGGCAGCCUGCGGCCUCCUUAGAACAGACACGGCUUAAGCUGGAAGGACUGAGAGCCACAUGGAUCCACGGCUCUCCAGUGGGUGCUGGGUCCGGGCUCCUGUGACGCCAGGCACCCGCCAUCAUUAAACACGAUUGUCUCUCUCCUUUCUCACCUUGCUGGCACUCAGAGCAGGGCUUCCUGUGCGGGCACUGGGCUGCGGGCACGCUCCCUCUCCUGGCGCCUUGCCCGUCCUGCCCGCACAUGGGUCUGAGCUCAUUCCCGACGUAGCUCGCCGGCCCCCACCCGAGCCUCAGAGCAGCAGCGCCCGGCUGCCCCUGGUCACCGGGGGACUCUGAGCAGUCGGUCACUUUGCCAUUUUGAAACUGCCCGCUGUUCACUUUUGCCAACCGGCGCGCUCAUGGUGUGGCGGCUCCCGGGUACGGGGGGCUGUGGGAGCCCUGGUCUCUGUGGAAGGCAGUGACUCUUGUGGGCAUGGCGGUGGGGCGGGCGGGCCCGGCAAGGAGGACUUAGUCCGGUGUCAGGCUUCUCACGGAAGCAAAGCAGCUGUGAGCUUGGCUUGUCUUCCAAGUUUUCUUUUUAUUCCCAUUUACAACGAUGGGUCUGUCUUGCAUGGGCCCUCGUUUUCCGCUUUCUACGGGGAAGCAGCUAUUUUGGAAUCUGUCUGGACGACACGGUCGCCUCACAAUGGAGACGAGCUGUGGCGGGCGCGGCCGGGGCGCUGCUGGAGCUGAGCGCCGCUGUGUGACGGCGCACGUCCUGGCUGCGUGGGUUUCAGUCUGCUCCGGAGGCGGGCGUCCGUGGGGAUGGGGAGCUUCGUGGCACGUGUGCGGCCCCAGGGGGGCCGGGAAGAUGGGGCAGUGCGCAGCCCUCCGGCCUGGUCAGUGAGGCGCUUGGCCCGCCCGCACACUGACGCGGUGCUGGGCUCCCGUGACCGUGGCCCCCCGGAACACGGCUGUGCAUCCCUCCAGAAAGGGAAGCUCCUCACGGGCACCCCAAGGCUCCUCCUAGAAAGCACAGCAGGGUCAGUGCUGCUGCCAGUCGGCGCCUCCUGCUUCCAAUCAUAAGGACCUGAAGGUGGUCCCUUCUCUCUCUCCCUCCCUCCCUCUCUCUCUACCUCCCUCUCUCUCUUUCCCUCUCUCUCUCCCUCCCUCCCUCUCUCCCUACCCCCCUCCAUCUCAGAUGGCGACUUUGCUGACAGCUGCCAAGAAAACACUCCAGCCACCAGUGCACAUCAGCCCAGGGAUGUGUAGAGCUGUCUGACUCUCAGCCCCCCACCCCCCCAGUCUGAGGCUGUGUGCUUUUUAAGUUGGUCGGGAGGCGGCGCUGGUUCACCCAGGGAGUUGAAUGUGUCUGUGGGGCCGGGGCACGGACAGCCCGCGCUCCUGUGCGCCCGGCGCUCCUUGUGCAGGGUCUCGCCCAGCUCCCUGAUGCGCUCCCAUCGCCCGUGCCCUGCGCUCCCAGCGCUGCCGUCCCCCUGCCUUCCCCAGCACUAACCACUUGGUUCCACUUUCCUCCCUGAAUGCAUUAUUUGCAUAUCAACUUCUGUAAAUGUUUUGUAAACCUAUUACCUCACUCUUGGUAAUACAAUACUGAUAGUCUUUACAAGAUUUUUUAUUGUUAUCGAUAAUAAAUGUGAGCUGUUUAAAGAAAA
Messenger RNA from Myotis myotis, 4464 nucleotides. It is a transcript of the gene SEC14L1, whose product is annotated as SEC14 like lipid binding 1. The transcript has 17 exons. Gene Ontology annotation, biological process: negative regulation of RIG-I signaling pathway. The record is from RefSeq and is a predicted model, not a curated record. Gene Ontology annotation, molecular function: RIG-I binding. Gene Ontology annotation, cellular component: cytosol; cytoplasm. Bases 273 to 2420 code for a protein of 715 amino acids. NCBI's taxonomy places the organism in Eukaryota, Metazoa, Chordata, Mammalia, Chiroptera, Vespertilionidae.